GAAGCAUUUCAUUUCCUAGUUGUAGUUUGGGAAGCUACUAUGAUUUGUCGUUAAUGACGCAUGGCUUCUAAGACGGUUGAAAGAGAUUUUCCUCUGCAUUGGCUUGUGUGGCACAAUGAAGUUGAGAAACUCGAUGUAGAAAUUGCCAAAAAUAUACAUGACCUAGAACUGGUUGACCCUCGAGGUCGGACACCUCUGAUGCUCUCUGUGACCCUGGGUAACAUCGAGAGUACACGUGUUCUUCUACGCCAUGGAGCUAACGCUACUGCCGAAAACGGUGCAUACUGGACUGUUUUACAUGAAAGUGUGGGUACUGGUGACCCUGAAUUGGUACAGAUGAUACUACAAUGCCGUGACUGCCAGAGGUACAACAAACGAACAGUUGGGGUACCAGAAUUGUUACAAAAACUGAAGGAGUCUCCAGAUUUCUAUGUGGAAAUGAAAUGGGAGUUUGCUAGUUGGGUACCCUUGGUAUCCAGAAUGUGCCCAAGUGAUACAUAUAAAGUGUGGAAAAGUGGAUCCAAUGUAAGGAUCGACACGACUCUCCUUGGAUUCGACAACAUGACCUGGCAAAGAGGAAGCCGAUCCUACAUCUUUAAAGGAACAGCUGGCACCGCGACUGUGAUGGAGGUGGACCACGAUCAGAAAGAAGUCUACACCGAGGUGAUGCGACUGGCCGACGUAACCCAGCCCUUACAGACCACGAGGCCGUCCGAAGAGGCCGUGGCAGCCAGACUCACAUCCCCUAUAGUGACCACCUUCAUAGAUACGGACAAAAUCUCUUUUGAAAGGAAUAAGUCUGGAAUAUGGGGCUGGAGAAGUGACAAAACUGAGUUUGUCAAUGGUUAUGAAUGCAAAGUAUUUAGUGCAAGUAAUGUGGAACUGGUCACCAAGACGAGGACCGAACAUUUAUCGCAGCAAGACAAAGAGAAAUGCAAGAAAGUCAUCAAGACACCACUGGAGUCGUUUCUCGGAGUAGCUGAAGAACAUACUAAAACUAACAGUAUGUCAAAUGGGUCUAUUACAUCAGUGUCUUACAACCCUUGUGAUAUUUCUGCGGAGGACUAUUUUAAUAAAUACGUUGAUCUGGAAGGCCGAGACAUUGGUCGGCCUAAAGAGCAGACGACGAAGACACAGAAGUUCCGGGGCACGUUAUGGCUGUGCGAAGCAUUCCCCUUGUCCCUCCAGGAGCAGGUUAUCCCCAUCAUAGACCUCAUGGCAGCUAGCAAUGCACACUUCAAGAAGCUGCGAGAUUUCAUCACCCUGCAGAUCCCGGCAGGUUUUCCAGUUAAAAUAGAAAUUCCAAUAUUCCACGUCCUCAAUGCAAGAAUAACGUUUGGCAACAUAUUUGCGAUGAACCAGCCCGUGGAGAUGGUCACGUGUGUUGGGGAGGAGGGGAAGAUGUCAUGUGUCGUCAAUGAGGCUUGCUUCGAGGUACCACCCACUUACGGACGGUUAGGUGAUGCGCACCAUGAACGCCUGCAUGAUGAGGACGACGAACUCUUGCAGUUUGCAAUACAGCAAAGUCUAGUAGACGCAGGCUCGGAGAAUGACCAGGUGACGUUUUGGGAAGCCUUGAAUAGGACCCAGCCGUCUGCGACCGGUUUCGGAGAGGAUGAAGACCGACAGCUUCAAAGAGCAAUAGCAGAGAGCCUGGGCAAGAUGGAACCAGCCGAAAUAAUUCCGACAGAUAUACUACAACCGAGUCGCUCUUUGUCCGAAGAGGACCAAAUGCGUCUGGUGCUAGAGAUGUCCCAGCAAGAGCAGGACGAUGCCGAGAGACAGCGGAAACAGGAAGAAGAAGAGUUAGAAAUGAUACUCAAGUUGUCAUUAAUGGAAAAAUGAUAGGACAAACAAUUUUAAAAAGCAUUUUACACAUUUGCAUUUUUUUAGUUUUUUUUGUUUGUAAUAUCAAUAUUUGUUGAAAGAUCUAUAUGAGGAGUAAGAACUGAAAAUGAUCUGAAUGUUAUCCCGAACGACAAAUGGUAGAAUGGGGAUGAUAGAUAUUUCACAGAUUCAAAAGAUUUAUAGUAUUAAAUUAUACCACAAUGAGAAGGAAUGGAGCUAAAUAUCAUGUUAGAAGUAUCAAACUGACAAAUUGGCAGAGGCAAAAUAAAAUAUUUCUAUGGGUGUUGUAUUCAAGAGUAGAUAACUCUGACAACCCAAGGCUAACGUCAUGUUUGGGGGUAUUGACUUGUGAUUACAAAAACUCAAAUUAUUUUAACAGUCUUCUUAAAUGGUACUCCAUGUUCAUAGUUACGUAAAAGCAUUUCACUCAUUCAAAAGAAUUGUUUUAUAGUAUCAAUAUAAUGUGGGGUUUCUUUUAAAUGAAUGGCAAGUUGAAAAUUAAUAUUAAAAUUGUCACUUACAAAUGACAGGACAAACGAAGAAAACCACAUUUCGCAUUUGAAAUAUUAGUACUUUAAAUAAAUCGUAUAGUAUGUGCACACAUAAUGUUCAAUGUGCACUACUGUAUGACAUUCAACAGUUGAUAUAUUAAAAACAAGCUUACGCUUCAAAAAAAAACCACACUCCGAAACCUAACAUUUUUAAUGUAGGCCUUGGUGUAUGCUUUUAGUUGGGGGUUUGUGUUUAUUUGUGAAAAUGGUGACAGUUGUGAACGGCUUGUUAUAUUUUUUUUAAGGAUACUAGUGAAUUAUUACAUCCCACACAUAUUGUGAUAUGAUGUACCGUGUACAUGUUAGUUUAUUUAUGUAAAAUUGCCCCCUAUUUAUUUGAAUUUAGGAGUUGUAGUUUUACAUACUUUUGUUUGAGUCUGUUGUAUUUAUUUGUAGUGAAUACAGUACCAUGUUGUUGGCAUCAUUCCGCAGAGGAAUAAUUACUUGUUUUUAUUAUUAUUAUUUUGUCUGUUUUUAUUUAUUGCCACAUGUAAAUUCAAGGUGUUUUAUUUGCUCAUUGACAGUGUUUGCAGUAUAAAACAAAUAUUGUUAUAAUGUAAUGAGUGUGAACAUGAGAUACUAGAUAUCAAUGUGUUAGAUAUGAAUGUUAUUAAGCUGCUUACAGUAUGGAGAAUCUGUAGUUUAUGACACUUUACAUAGCUUCUUUAGAAUACCGUGUUUUCAGCUAAAUAUUAAAUGACAAAAGCACCCUCUUCAACCCCCCCCCCCCAAAAAAAAAAAAAAAAAAUAUAAAAGGGGGUAAAAAAGCAACCGAACAAUCCCACUGACUUUUAAACAUUGUGCACAACAUGAAUGAUACUGAGUGUAUAUGUGAAAUUGCUAGGUUUUUUUCCAAACUUUAAUUUUUUUUGUAUCAGGUUUUCUUUUAAAACCCACAACAUUCUGAAUGAAACAUGUGACUUAUACACACAUUUGUUGUGUGCAGAAGUAGAUUUAAUGACAGAAAUUGCCUAACCAUGAGAAGGCGUUGGUUUGUUGCUAUCAUUUUUACAAAUGAGCAUUGUUUGCUGAGACAAUGAGAUGCUGGAUAGUCCCUGUUUUCUUAUAUCUAUAAUAAACGGGUAGGUCUUGUAACAAGAAAAAGAAAAUAAUGGAUGACGUGUAACGUAGAUAACAAUAUAUACACAUAUAUGUGUGUGUAAUAUAUAGUCACUGUUGUAUACUUGGUACCUGUAUGCUCACACAAAUUUGAUGAAUGCACACGUGUAUAACUGGUAUAUGGUGCCAUAUCUCAUAUUGCCGAUAUUAUUCAUAUCAACAUUAAGCAUCUUAAUUUUGUAUGAAGAAAUUGUGUAUCAGCGCAGCGUUCUCUUGACAAGUAUAAUAUACCACAUCUGUGUCACAUAUCUGCAUCAUCUUCCCUUAGCUUGAUGUAUAGUGUUAAAAAGAUACUGUAACUGAUGUUUGCAAAACCUUUAUCGACCUCGAGCCAAUUUCACAAAAGGUUGUAAGUUUAUGUACGGUAUAUGGUUAGCCUUUUUAACACCUGUGGUACCUUGAUAUAUUUAAAAAUCUAUUUCACGUAAAAUAUUGCGCCACUAGAAAAGGCGGAUCACGAAAGAAAAUUAUAUGUACAGUGUAUUUAGAAAUUUAUUAUGAUUUACAUUUACAUGCAAAACCUGGCUUACUGCAUGUUCAAAAAUUGGUCCCUGGUCAUAAAUUGAAACUACAUGUAGCUAAAAUGAUUGGACUUCGAUUAAAGACAUUAUAUUAAAGAUGUAUAAUUUGUUACUAAAUGUAAAACGUUGCAGAAAUGAAAAUGUUAAUAGGUACAUAAAAAAGUUAAAACAGAUGUAUCAGGGUAAUUAUUUAACAAUUAACAAAACACUAAUACGAAACUGGUAUUUUUUUCUGGGUGGGGAGGUGGGAUACCCUCCCCAUAUUUUAGUUCAUUCCGUAUAUAAAAGCAAAUAAUUUAGCAGAUCUAACUUUUAAAACAUCCUCCACUAUAACUAUGCUCUAAAUAUAUUAUGUACCAAAUACUCAUAAAUAGAAAUAAUUAUAUUGAUUUUACAAAAUGAGUGCCAGAGCAAGGGUAAUACAUGAAUCCUGACAUUAGUUUUUUAAAAUCAGUUGAUUCACACGCGAGUGUAAUAAUUUCUUUAUUAUUCAUAAUAUUAUUUUUAUGAAUAAAAAGCUAGGACCAUGUCAGAACGUUUCCAACUAACAGAGGAGACUAUGAAACGAUGUCAUUUUGGUGAGCGUUUACACAGAGCUAAGACAAGGGAAACCGCAUUAUGUUAUGACGUUGUGUCCCGAAAUGACGUCAUUCGUUGUGCACGUGAAAUCAUUAUGACACGUGUGUCAUACUGGUUCUAUUUCACUGAAUAUCUUGAACUAUGUGAAUAAUAAUUUAUCAUAUUAUCUGUAUAUGUCAAAUGAUUAACAAUUCCUUUUAGAUACUUGGUGUUAAAUAGGUCAGUUUUAUAUCAAUACCGUAUAACUGGACAUAUUUGUGGUCUAGAAUGUUCGUGGUUUCAGGGCUAAAAACAUUUCAAGGUUUCUCACUUUCAAUAUUUGGCAACUCUAAAAUGACUGUUUUUAUUGUUUAGGUUUAGCAUAUUAAAUAUUCUGUUCUAUAUGUAAUCAACAUUAAAAGUUUCACGUCAGCUUCCAUUUGCAUGAUAUCGUCAGUGCUUAAAGUUAAACAGUAGAGCACUUAUUUGCAAUUAAAUAAGGUAUGCUAUUAGCGUGACAACUGAUAAGUAUUUGAUUUUAUGUAAAGUUGAGUAAAAUUUGUGUGAGAAGUUUUCCAAGUGUUUAAUCUGAGCUUGACACGUUCCACUCAUACUCAUAUAGUAAGCUGGCUUGGUAUAGCAGCAUAGCACACAUAUGCAUUUUACUGUAUAAUAUCUUGGUGACUUGAAUACACUAACCCAUUUGGCUAUUUCUGGUUCCAGCCAGUGCUCCACAACUGGUGUAACAAAGGCCAUGGUAUGUACUAUCCUGUCUGUGGGAUGGUGCGUAUAAAAGAUCCCUUGCUGCUAAUUGAAAAGAGUAGCCUAUGAAGUGGUGACAGCGGGUUUCCUCUCUCAAUAAUACACUAUUCCCUUGCUAGCUUUGCUAGUAUGGAAGCAAACAAAAUAUUGUAGUAAAUAGUCAAUUUAUUAUGAUGAUCACAAUUAAUAUUUUGUUGAUAUUUUCAGAUAUUUUCAAGGUUUUUUAUUUUUGAGGGUGCCCACUUGAAACCCAUUAAAAAAAAAAAACAACCACACAACAAAAACCAUGAAAGUGUCUGGUUAUAGGAUAUUUUGCAUUUAAUUAGACAACUUUUCCGGUAUAUCACUUAAUGCUGUAGGGUUCUUUUUUUCUGGGGUCCGACGGAUAUAUAACCAUAAAUAAAAAUGUGUUGAGUGUGUCGUUAAAUAAAACAUUUCCUUCCUUGAGAAAAAAAGAAAGAUUUGCCCUGGUCCUAUGAGUAUAUUGCCAUCAGAACUUUUUAAUUGAGCUAUCAAAUGCAUAUAGGACGAAGAAGAAGAGUGUUUAACUUUUUUCUCUUCUUUUUUCUUUUAAAAAAAAAAUUAGUAUGCUGCCGCACAAAGAAACAAAGUCAUGUAGAUAAUGUAUAUACAUCAUAUAUCAUUACACGCACCACAAUUUAAUUUUAUACCUAUGUCGAUGUAUAAAUGUUACGUGGCAUUCCCAAAUUUACUACUGGGAACUGGAAAUAUUUCACUCUUGUAUAGCUGGUCUUGCAAUUGCUUCAAACAAUUAUUAUGUAUGUAUCUGUUCACUGGUUCAUGUUUCUUAUGAAGUUUUACAAAAAUAAUUUGAGGUGGUAGUAUUUAUAUCAUAGCAAGUCGUUUUGUUUUUCUUGUCUUUUUUUCUUUUCUUUUUUUUUGCAAGCAUUAAUAAUAUCAUGCUUCUACUCAUUUGAAAUCCACAGUGAAGUCUGUAUUAUAUUUAAAAUUUGUGUUGCUUUGUUCAGUUUGUCCAUCCAUCCUUCUAAUUUAUUUAUAAUUUCCAUAUCAAUCUAAAAAAGAAUGCUGUUAUUAAAUGUCAAAAAUUGUGAUGGCAAAGAGAAGUGUUUACAAUGAACUAAAUAAAAUCAAUACUACCUGAGUGUCUGAAAAAUGUUUUAGAGCUUGUAAGACUGGAAAAAACAACUAAAUCCUCCGUUUUAAUUAAUUAACUAAUAAAACCUUUUUAGUUAGAUACUAGUAUUAAGGAAAACCCCACCCUGUGGGCAACUCCAGUUUGCAUUAAUUAGUUUUAGGGAAACCACGCCAAGAUCCUUUAAGUCUAGCCUCACAUUAUGGUUCACAGUGAACACCGAAAGCCUAAAAGUAUCCAAUCAUAUUUAGCUUUGAGUGAUGAGCACAAAGGAAAGGACUGUUUGUUUCUAAGGAUACGAAGUUGUCUUAGUAAUUACUGUGAGGAACUUUACACCAGAUUUUAUGCUUGUUGCCAAGUAAUGGUCUAUUUGUUUUCCUAAUGAUAUAUACAUUGUACGUGUAUGUUAGCUACAAAUAACUUGGAAGUACUAAAUGCUGUUUAACUUAAAGAGGUCAGUUGUUUAGCAAAACAAUUUGCCAAAUUAUCUUUAAAUAUGCAAAAUUCCACUGUUAUUUUUCAACAGAAUACCGAUUAUUACAUGAAAUGUUUUCGCCAAAUCAAAAUAAAAUUUCGCCAAUUGUUCUUGAAAUUUGCAAAUUUGGCGAGUGGCAGAGCUAGCCCUGCAUUAGCUUAACCAGCUGUUGAUAUACAUUAAAAAAAACCCAGCAACAACCCACCCACCCGCCCACCCAAACAGCAAUUAACAAGAUGUGGGAACUACAUGUACAUUUACAAUAAUCUAAGGUAACCAUAUGUAAUCAGACUGAAAGUAUUUGUAAAAUAAAUAAUAUACGAUCACACGGUUAUGCUUAAUCAUGCAUUGAACAACUGGGUCCAGGCCUGUAACAUGAAAAAAAGACAUUUACCACCAAACAACGUACUUCUACAUUAGUUGCCAAAAUAUGUUUGUUUUGGGUGUAUUGAUACUGGUUGUAAAUGCUCCACUAAUUAAGUAUAUAUUUUGUCUCUGUUAUGGUGUACAUUUGGUGUUGGGAGUAUUGUAUAGGGGUUAUUUUAAAAAACCCAAAUGGGGGCUGAAUGUUCCAUGAACACAGUAUAGUUCAAUGUAUAAAUACAUGCAUAUGGAUAUCAAGAUCAUCAUUCAAACUGUUUUCACCAUACUGGUACCCAUCCUGUCAUUUCAAAGGAAUAAAAACUGAAUGUGUGGGUUUUUUUAAUUUAGGAUUUUAGUACCAAACGAAAAGCCUUCCUGCCUUGUUCUUUGAUGAAAAAGAUUCUUUAACCAAAAUCAUUUUCUUCUAAUAAUUUGGUAGUGGUUUGAUCACUAGAUAUUUACAGCAAGCAACUAUUGUUUUCCAUUGACCUAAUGUAUCAGGGCUUGAAAGUGUUUCUCUCUUUUUUUUUGUGUGUGAAAGAUCUUACAAUUACUGUUACAAGAUUUUGCUGUCUCUUCUGAAAAUCAGUUAUCACCACAAGAUUUGUGGAAUGAUCAAUAUUGAUAUAUGACGAUGGGGGUGGAUUUUUGGCGAUUCAAUAUUUGAAAUAUGAUGGGGUAGAUUUUCUGCCAUUCAAUAUGUGAAACAUGAAAGGAUAGAUUUUCAACCAUUUAAAAAUAUUAGAAACAUGGUGUGGAAAACGUGAUGUGAAAUUUCUCAAAGGUGAUGUGAUAGACCUUUCGCUUGUCAGUAUUUGAAAGGUGAUGGGAUGAACCUUUUGCGGGUCAGCACCGGUACUCUGUGAGGUGAACAUUUUGUGAUCAGUAUUGGAAAGGUGGUGGGGUGGAGUUUGUGCUUAUCUACAUUGGAGAAGUAUUGGGUGAGGCCUUUCUGCUAAUCAGUGAGAGGAAGAGGUGGGUCUGUUCAGUUAACACUAAUAUUACAUGGUGUGGACAUUCAACUUUCCCUAUCGUGUCACCAUUUCUCAGAAUAGCAUUGAGGCCAUUGUGAAAUUAAUGCAAUACAAAUUGUGACUGGAAUACAGUACAGUGAGUGGUUACCCAUAUAUUUAUUGGUGGUAUCUUUACCAUAAUUGCAGAGGCACAAAGUCCAUUAUAUGUACUAUCACAUAAUCUGUAGUCAGUAUAUUCUAGAUGUGAUGUGUUAUAUAGAUAUACAUACAGACAUCUUAAGUGUGUUUGUAAAAAAAGAAAAUAUGUAAAUCCCCACCCAUUUGAAAUGCUGAUUUUUAAAAAUUAUUAUUUAUUUCGUUAUUAUUAUCAUUAUUAUUAUUAUUAUUAUUUCUUCUAACAUUGUGCUAACAGGAACUUGAAGACAAUUUUGUAUAUUUUGAAUUCUGAUCAAUUUUUAUUUGCAUGCAUCAAUCAAAACGUCCUUGUGAAUGGAAAUUUGUGUCAUUUGCCAAAAAUAUAGAGCUUUUUUGAGUACUAAAGCAGUAAUAAAUAAUUCAUAUCAAUAAA
Messenger RNA from Gigantopelta aegis, 8853 nucleotides. Its product is annotated as ankyrin repeat domain-containing protein 13B-like. Gene Ontology annotation, cellular component: cytoplasm. Bases 61 to 1845 code for a protein of 594 amino acids. The transcript is spliced from 13 exons. The record is from RefSeq and is a predicted model, not a curated record. NCBI's taxonomy places the organism in Eukaryota, Metazoa, Mollusca, Gastropoda, Neomphalida, Peltospiridae. Gene Ontology annotation, molecular function: protein binding.